CCAAAACAAACCAAUGUCAUCCGUACAACAACAACAACAACAACAAAACCACCACCACCACCAACAACAACAACAACAAAAACAGCAGCAAGACCACCACCAACAACAACAACAACAAAGAUACAACCCGCCCGUGUACACCUCGACACCGAUUCCUAAAAAAUACGAGGAGAACGUGAAAUCAAUAGAAAAUGUUGGAUUCAUGAACGAGUUUGCUCAAGAUGGUUUCUUUGAUACACAAAAACUUUCAGUCGGACAAAAUGAGAGAAUAAAGAAAGAUUCAAACGAGAAAGAAUAUAAGGCAGGGGCAGCCAAUUUUAACAGAGAAAGAAAUUACAACGAUAUAUUUGAAGUGGAAAAAUAUGAGAAAGAAUCCCAGAAAAAUAGAAUCAGAGAUUUCCACAAAAAUAAUCCAAAUGGUUACAGUGAUUAUCAGAAUAAUCAGAACGGUAACAAUGGCUAUCAGAAUAAUCAGAACGGUUACGGUGACUAUCAGAAUAAUCAGAAUUGGAAUGGAGACUAUCAGAAUAAUCAGAAUUGGAAUGGAGACUAUCAGGCAAAUGAAAGAAAUAAUAAUGAUGACUAUCAAAAAGACUACCAAAGUUACAAGGAUUACCAAAAUGAAAUUAACACUGAAAACUUUGAUGAUUAUGACUACAAUUCAUAUCAGUUAGAACCGGAGAAUAAGUUUAGACCUGAAUCAAGAGAGAUUUUAACGCCGGAAUCCAGAUCUAUUCAUUCGCCAGCCAGUCAAGCGAUAUCAGUAGGCUCGGCUCCUGCAUCUCUUCCCCCUCCCCCGGGCAUGCUCAGCAUGCAGCAUGAUUCCGUUUUUGAAGAACCCUUUGAUGUACCAAAGCUUGGUUCAAGUGUUGAAUAUAAACCUCCAGAGGUUAUCUACAACCAGCUUUACUUAGAGAAACAGAAGAAACAGCAAUCAAACUCAAACCUAGACCAAUAUACUAAACCCAACUCUAGUCCCUACUCUAAUCCCAACUCUAGUCCCUACUCUAAUCCCAACUCUAGUCCCUACUCUAAUCCCAUCUCUAGUCCCUACUCUAAUCCCAUCUCUAGUCCCUACUCAAAUGCCAACUCUAGUCCCUACUCUAAUCCCAACUCUAGUCCCUACUCUAAUCCCAACUCUAGUCCUUUCUCUAAUCCCAACUCCAAUGCUGGAAGAUCUAAGCAGAGUCGAAUGGAAGAUGAACUCCCAAAAAGAAGAAUUUCUUUUGAAGAUGUUACUGGAUUGUCCAGGGGUGAACAGCUGAACCAGGGCCAGGAUUUUCAAGCUCGCAAAGAAUCUCGAGAACUAGAGGAUAAACCAAUACAAAACCAAUACCAAAAGAGCAGUUUUGAGGUUGAAGAUGCAAGAUUUAAAAGAUAUAUGGAAACAGAUUAUUCUCCUCAAACAGAUUUUAACUUUAAACCAGCAAAAUACUAUCCAAAGGAACCAUACCAGGAACCAUAUCAGGAACCAUAUCAGGAACCAUAUCAGGAACCAUAUCAGGAACCAUAUAAAGAAACAUAUCAAGAACCAUAUAUAGAACUGUAUCAGGAACCAUAUAAAGAACCAUAUCAGGAACCAUAUCAAGAACCAUAUAUAGAACCGUAUCAGGAACCAUAUAAAGAACCAUAUCAAGAACCAUAUAUAGAACCAUAUCAAGAGAACUUUGUUGAUCCGUAUUCAAGUGAACCCACCUCUCCUUACAGUGAUCCAUUCUUGAACUUUGAAAUCCCAAAACUAAACUAUAAAAGUGCCAUUCCACACAGCAAAUCAGCUGACCCAUAUUCUCCAAACCACCUCCCUCCCCCCCAUAUCCCUGAGAGGCAUGAGCCCCUGGAACUGCAUGGUAGUAAAGCUGAUCACCAUGAUGUAGAGCAUAACUCGCAUCAGUUUGUUCGUGUAGAGGCCCCAUACAGCUGGGAGGCAGGUCAUCUUCGAGGAGCACCUACUCAUAGUGUACAACAGCAUACUCAUAGACAGGGGAAAACUUUUAAACAGCAGGUAAGCUGGCAGGAUUCAGAUGAAGGAUAUGGAAAACAUUACUUUGAGUAUAAUCAUUAGGUGCAAUGCAGUACAGUACAGAACAGUGCAGUACAGUGCAGAACAGUUCAGUAAAUUGCAGCACAUUGCACUGCAGUGAAGUGCAGUAAAGUGCUGUACAGUAAAGUACAAUAAAGUGUGUACAGUGGAAUGCCGUACAAUACAGUAUAGUACUGAUCAUUGCAGUUAACGUUAAGUACACUGAAUUACAAGCCAGUAAAGUACAGUUCGAGAUAAACAGUUCUAAUAAAGACACUUAGUAAACUGGAGAACAUGAGAAAAAAGAAAUAUUUGUAUAUGUUUGAUUUAAGUCAACAAAAAGCAUCAUGAUUUCGAUUUAAGGCCUGGGAGGGGACUAGACCAGGGACCUGAUUUUUUUAAUAGAAGAAUCAGUUGAUCCACACAGAUUUAACUUGUGAACUGGUUGAACCUGCGGUAUAAUGCGGUUCAUCUAUUUCUUACAAAUUACAAUUUAUCAAAUCUGGACCUGGAAGAAUUUUGUUAUCUUUGUAGAAUUAUAGAAAGAAAUAGAAAAUAGGGCUUAUUGUUAUAAUUAAGCCUAAAAUAUGUAAACAUAUUUUUUGAAAGUUCACAAUA
This is a messenger RNA of Eurytemora carolleeae, 2638 nucleotides long. RefSeq lists its product as uncharacterized. Bases 14 to 2062 code for a protein of 682 amino acids. Lineage: Eukaryota; Metazoa; Arthropoda; Copepoda; Calanoida; Temoridae. The record is from RefSeq and is a predicted model, not a curated record. The transcript is spliced from 8 exons.